Messenger RNA from Ceutorhynchus assimilis (cabbage seed weevil), 1061 nucleotides. The record is from the annotation of a GenBank genome assembly. Lineage: Eukaryota; Metazoa; Arthropoda; Insecta; Coleoptera; Curculionidae.
AUGCUCACUCCAGUCCAACUAUGCCAAACAGAAUCAGGUCACUGUGUAGGUUGUAACAUACGACAGCCAGAGCCCUACACAACUUACAACAGUAACAGUCAGUACGAUCAAAGCCUCAGUUCCGAUCACAGCGGGACUGCCACCACUUUGUACGGUUAUGGUACCGACUAUGCCUAUGACAACCCGAGCAGUAUUAGCAGCCAUAGCGGUGCGAGAACGCCUCAGCGGUUACCUAUUCAGAGCCAUAGGCGGACACCUUCAAAUGUUUCCAAUGCAAGUUCUACUACUACGAGUGGGUCGAAUAUUAAUCCUAGUUUUAGGUUAGAAGAGGAAUAUACUCCAACCCAUUAUCUGCCAAGAAGACCGCAAUACGAAUAUGAUUAUAAUUUGUACACUAGAACAAAUUCGCAGGAUUCUAACAAUUUUGAAAGACCAAAUACAUUAGAAACGGUUGGUCAUACAAAACUUAGAUCUAGUCUAAAAAGGAACAAUUUCACUUCUACAGCCGGAGGACAUUCCGGUGGAAAUACUCCAACCAAUCCCACUCCGCCUGAUAGUUUGACCAGUGAUGAUAGUUCGUAUAUUUCAGCCAAGGAAAGUAAUAAUGGUUCAGUAUCCAGGGUCAGGUUUUCGCCCACUACCCUCAUAGAUUUACCAGUGCCUGGACAAAAUUUGGAUACAACCAUACCUCUUCAGGCUCGUAGAAAUCGGCCGCGGCCGUCUUUGGCCGAAAUGGAGAGAGAAUUUUUGUCAUAAUAUUUGAAAUUUUUACAUUGUACAUUACGGUACAACUUUGGCCUAAUUAAAUAUAACAAUUAUUGGAAAAUUAUUAUACCAGAUCAACUGGUUUAUAAAUAUUUCUAGUCUGAUUUCAUUGUGAAUACGGAAGUGUGUACUUCAUACAAUCUGAAUUGAAAUAGAAGUACAAUAAUUGCAAUAUAUAAUUGUGAUUAAUAUGCGGAACUUUCGAAAAUAGGAUUAAUUAAGCAAGAAAUUAACCUGAUAAUAUGUAGAUUCUUUCCAGCUUUAAUACUAAUUGAGUCAAACAAUUUUCUGAAAAU